This is a messenger RNA of Drosophila miranda, 8563 nucleotides long. RefSeq names its product circadian locomoter output cycles protein kaput (gene Clk). Gene Ontology annotation, molecular function: RNA polymerase II cis-regulatory region sequence-specific DNA binding; DNA-binding transcription factor activity, RNA polymerase II-specific; protein dimerization activity. The record is from RefSeq and is a predicted model, not a curated record. The coding region runs from base 5145 to 8333 and encodes 1062 amino acids. The transcript has 7 exons. Gene Ontology annotation, biological process: regulation of transcription by RNA polymerase II; circadian regulation of gene expression. Gene Ontology annotation, cellular component: cytoplasm; CLOCK-BMAL transcription complex; nucleus. NCBI's taxonomy places the organism in Eukaryota, Metazoa, Arthropoda, Insecta, Diptera, Drosophilidae.
CCACGUAUGGGACCACGUGAUUUUCUGGAAAAGCGUUCCCCCAGGAAACGGAAGGACUUCGAUGGGGCCUCCCGUUUUGCGCAUUUUUCGUUCAUGAAAUGUCAAUUCCAGGUACCCACGUAGUCGCAACAAUCGAUGCGUUUUUAAUUUGUUAUUUUUGUAUUUUUUUUUACUUGUUGGCUGACAAGUCUCGGACGCUCGCGUCGCGGGUUUGCGUCUUUUAAACGUCAUCGUCAGCGUUUGACUGAGGUCUGAGGAGCACUCGCUCCGUGUGUGUGUGUGCAUUAGUGUGUGUGAGUGGCACGGUUGUGUGAGUGCGCGUGUGCAUUUUGUGCAGCUGUAUGCGAUCAUGCGGCAGUCACACAGCAGUUUCCCGCUCUCUUUCUCUCUCUCUCUGUAGCUCGGCGAAAAAGCGUUGUUUCAAUUGACAACUCAAAAACUAUAAACAAAAGGGAAACGUUUCAGUUGAUUCAACUUCGACACCGGGGCCUUGCAUACAGCACAAGACGAGGCUUAAAUAAUUCCUAAAUAACAUUCCAGCCAUUCCGAAAAGGUGCUCGGUAUUAUUUGCGGUUUGGCGGGGCGUAUUCUUGAUUUUCGCCUGUACAAAAUACACUUUUUGUAAUUAUGAUGCGAUAAGCAAUUGAAAAAUAUCAUCAUAAAUGUUUUGUUGUGAUUUUUAUACACAGAGAAAAUGAAGGAAUGUCGCGGAGAGAGGAGAAUUUUGUUGAGUUUCUAUGUAAAGACGCCUAUCUAUGCAUUGUUUGGGAUUGACAUUCAUUCAAUGUUUCCAAAGAUGAUCGUAUGCUAAGAUUUGUUAGGUUUUAGAAGGGGACUACUCUGUUCUGUUAAUGAUGUUCUUCUCUUGAGAAUUACUCCCUAGACAGAAUCCAUAAGCAAUGAUGAGUUGGUGGAGGAGUUGAUGAUCUGUCGAUGAAGUGCUCAUUGCAUCUGUUGAUUUAUUAAUUGAUGGAAAACCCUCAAACGUCAAGCCCCAAAAUCGGUUUCAGUAAGUCCCUAGCUAUCGAGAAUCAAUUACAGUUCUCGGAAAAACAUAAACUGCUUGAGAACCGGUUAAAUGGAAAGGCCUUUAACCCUAUCAACUGAAAAAUCAGUACACAAAUAAACUAUAUACUUAAAAAGCGACUUAUAGAUAGACAGAGAUAGAGAGUAAGAGCGAGGGAGAGGGAUAGGGGGAUAGUGGGAUAGGGAGAGCCUGUCUAGCAAAAUAAAUCAAUGAACGGCAAUUGGCAAGAGAUAAAAAUAACGAAAAUAGUGAACAAUUUAAUUAAGUCAAGUUUAAAGCAACAGACAGCUUAAAACGAAAGAGACAGGGACAGAAGCUGGACAGAGACGAAAAAUAUUACAAGUCAGAGCUUUGCGAAAAGGCGGAACGUCGAGGAAAGAAAGCGAAAUAGAAAUAGUGGAUGAUGGCUGCAAAAAAGAAUGGGAAAAAACAGCAAAAACAACAACAACAAACGGCUCAUAUGAGUAUUGGGUAUUAUCACACACACGCACACACGGAGACAGAGGCAGCAGCAGCAGCACGAGCAGAGACACAGAUACAUGGACACUAUGCUGUAAUCGUCGCAAUGCAAUUAGCAUUGGAAGCAAAAGCUCAAGUUCACUGACAAAGAAAUCAAACACUCACACAGAACGAGAGUCAGGGACAGAGAGGGAAACACACAGAGAGCGAGAGUAGGAGAGUGAGAGAGAGGGAGAGCUAGUGAUAGACAGAUAGAGAGGGACACACGCAUGCACACAUGCACAUUCCGGGUAUGCGAUAAUUUUUGUAACCGAGCGAAGCUUUACAAAUGCAAUCAAAUGACGUUAGUUCCCCCUUCAGACCCACAGAGCGAGAUAGCGACAGCGAGAGAGAGAGUGUCGGCGGGAGAGCAGGCCCGCUCCACAGAUAGAUAGAUAGAGCGUGCAAGUGGGACAGCGGAAGGGAGAGAGAGAGAGUGAGCUUACUCGUGAGUAGGUCAGUCAACGAUCUUCGGGCCGGACCGGGCCUGGCCGGGUUGAGUAAACUUGCCUUGCCAUUGCUCUGCACUCUGCAGUCGCAGUCGCACUUAGAGCUCCCCCCGCCAACCGGCCAACCGACCAACCGACCAACCGACCAACCGACUUUCUGAGCUUUUUAUUUGUUUGCAUUUUUCUACCCCACUCAUUGGCUUCCGCAUUGCAAAUAAAUAUAUAGUACAUACAAUUAAAUAACAGCCAGAAUGCUGUCAAUGCCAAAUGUUUAAUCUGUCAGCAAUGAGCGGGCUUUCUGCAGUCGAUGAUAGAUAGUUCAUUGAAUUGUUUUGUAAUUCGAGUUUAUCUCGUUUGGGUGGUGAGCGAUACCCGGAUCGCUUAAGAGAUGUAUAAACAGAAGAGCGGGAACACUUUGAUCAGAUAUCUAUUUCUUUAGACGCUGUGAACAGCGGACAAUCGAUCUGCAUUCGGUUUCUGGCAUUUCUCUAACUGCUUGACAUGAAACUCUGAAACCUGGCUGCCCUGAAACUCUUAAACCUCGCUUUUGUAGAAAUAUGAAAGCAGUGGCUGUGAGACUGCUAUCUGCUUGCCAUGAAAUUCUUAAACCUGGCUGCCCUGAAACUCUAAAACCUCGCUUUUGUAGAAAUAUGAAAGCGGUGGCUGUAAGACUGCUAUCUGCUUGCCAUUAAACUCUGAAACCUGGCUGCCCUGAAACUCUAAAAUCUCGCUUUUGUAGAAAUGUGAAAGAGGUGGCUGUGAGACUGCUAACUGCUUGCUAGGGAACUCUGAAAGCUGUCUGCUAUAAGCACUUACAGCUGGUUUCUGGGGGAAACUAGUUUAUUCCUGAGCCGUCAGCUAUUAUGUAAAUACCAUUCGCGAGGCAAUAAAAUAUUGAAAGUAUUUGCCAUUUGAUCCAUCCCUUACCCACACAUUAAACCACUCAAAUGUCAGUUAAUUGAGGAAUCUAGCACUAUAAGGAUUUCUAUAUAUGCAGCCUGGGACUUUGAUGGAAUAUAGUCUAGAAAGAACACAAGAUUAAAACAUGCAGAGUAUUUUACGUAUACUUCUUUGUAAGAAGAUCUGCUCUCCUCCAAAUGAAUAUAUAUUUGACCCAAUAACUGCCACUAAUGGUUCUAUAAUCGAACGCGACAGAGUUGGCAGUAGUCCACAUUCCUCAGCUUAAAGGCAACCCCUUCAAUCAUCAUAAUACCCGACACUCUAUCGCUGUGUCUCUACCUUUUCGCUCUAAAGCCAAACCAAAACCAAACGAACCGCACUAAUUGCAAUACGAGCCAUUAAACGAGUCAUUGGCAAUUAUAUGCUGGCGGGCUGGGCUCUGGCAACAGUUUGAGCCACCAGCGGGGUCCGAGGCCAAAGCCAGAGCCACAGCCAGAGCCAACAGCUACUUACGGUUAACCAGCAAAACACUUGGCCAACAGAGAGACGGGUGGCAGGGCAAGGCCGGGCAGGGCAGGGUACUUGGCUUUGAUGUGUGGCGAGUAUUUAAAAUGUUUGUGUGUCCCUUUGGUGUGGACAUAUGGGAAAUUAUGAGCUGCGUUUGGGGUCUAACCGGAUUAAUUACAGCUCCUGCAUGCCGACAAAGAAGCGAAUAUCUCUCGCUUCCGCUCCCGCUCUCGCUCUAUGUUUCUGUAUUUGCGUUUGCGUGUGUGUUUCUGUGUGAUUUUAAGCUGCUUUGCAAUUUUAAUUAAAGGCUGAUUUUAUCCUGGAUUUAUGAACUUUAAAUUGGUCCAACUCCGACGUCAUUGGCUCGUGUUGUUUGUCGACAUCGAAGAAGGUUUCCCUGCUAUCCCGUGCCAUUGGAAAACAAAGUGCAUUUCAGAGGCUUGCAAGAACCUUUGACAUUUUGAUGGAAACGAACGAAAGUUUUCAAGUUUCUGUUGAGCAAGAAAUUGCUUUCCUUUCCUUUACUUUCCACGGAAGCCCUGCAGCUGCAAGCCUGGCAAUUAAAACGGAAUAAUUGUGGAAUAACUGUGUGCAAGAAAAUCAUUUUAUGCAGGGCAACAGAAAAAUCCACCUCCGUAUGCGAGACUAUGGAAAAAAUGGAAAAUGAAUAUGCAAAAAAACGUGUGCAAUAUGUAAGCGAAUGUGUGGCUGAUAUAUAAAUAGGGCUCGGUGGGGUUGUGAGUGUGGGUGUGAGUGCGAGUGCGGGGGCACACGAGGCACAGCCGCGUCAUGAGGCAAUGUCUAUAUACAGCCAGGCAAUUGGCCAGCUGCUGCUGCUGCUGCCACACAUCUACAACAGCCAUGCAACCACUCCGGCAGUUCGCCACUCAACCCCUCCAUCACUUCUGGCUAGUUCCUGCCCCACCCCGCACCACCGCACCACACCACACCCCACCCCGAUGGCGACUGGUUGUUAUGGCAUUCGCUGUACGCAUUUUGUAACAUCACAAAAUAGCGUAGCAUACAUUUCAGGGGUUGCAACUGUGCAACACGCCAAACCAUGGCAGGUUCGUGCAACGAUUGGGGCACGCCUGGCUGGCAGAUUGGCCGCCUGCCUCGGCUCGUGUCGGGUACGGGGCGCCUGCGCAGGCGCGGCUUAUUGUGUCUGUGGCAUCUUAUGUAAUUCUGCCUGCCACAGAGCAGCGGCAGCGGCAGCAGUGGCAGCAGUGGCCGCAGUAGCAGCCGCAGCAGAAGGAUGCUGCUGCUGCUGCUGCUGCCACCGAGUGAAACUAGACCCAAAGUGAAAACCAAAGCCGAAACAGAAACUCAACUGCACUUGUUGCUGUCGGUCCGCGUCGUGGAGCAACAUUAACUCGAAAAUCCGAAAGAGCGACGGCAACGACUCGGUGGAAACACUUCCAAGGCGCUACAAAGCGAAGGAUAUAUAAUGGAUAUUUUUUUUUUAAUUCUUUCAGUUGAUCAAAAUGUGGCACACUGAGCAAGUGGAAAUCAAUUGUUGUGCGAACAUAACCUGAGCCAAAACUUGAACCCAGACUCCAGCGAAUAAACAUAAUCAGAAUAAUAAAAAACUAUGUGAACCAGAAACUAAUUGUCGCAUUUGUGUGCAAGUCUUCAAUAGAAGUUCGGUUCGGUUUUCCCUCCCCCCUCCCAACCCCCUUUGCCUCAUCGUUCUGUUCUAUUGCCCGCUUCUGGUCGUAUUUAAAGAUUCGUUCGGUUCAAGGAUUAUCCAGUAAAUACGAAAAAUGGACGACGAGAGCGAUGACAAGGAUGAUACGAAAAGUUUCCUUUGCAGAAAGUCACGGAAUCUGAGCGAGAAAAAGCGACGGGAUCAGUUCAACUCUUUGGUCUGCGAUCUGAGCACCCUGAUAUCCACCUCCGGUCGGAAGAUGGACAAGUCGACGGUCCUCAAGUCAACCAUUUCAUUCCUGAGGAAUCAUAAUGAGGCCGCGGACCGAUCCAAGGUUUUUGAGAUACAACAAGACUGGAAGCCCACGUUUCUGAGCAACGACGAGUUCACGCACCUGAUGCUGGAGUCCCUCGAUGGUUUCAUGAUAGUCUUUAGCAGCUUGGGUGCUAUAUUCUAUGCCUCGGAAAGUAUUACCUCACAGCUGGGCUAUUUGCCGCAAGACCUGUACAAAAUGAACAUCUACGAUCUGGCCUAUGAAAUGGACCACGAGGCCCUCAUGAACGUCUUCGUCAAUCCGCCGCCUGUGAUCGAGCCCCGGCAGACGGAAAUCAGUGCCAGCAACGAGAUAUCCUUCUACAGCCAUAUUAGGCGCGGCGGGGUCGAGAAGGCGGAUACCAACUCCUACGAACUGGUUAAAUUUGUGGGUUACUUUCGUAACGAUCCCAACACCUCGGCGGGCUCCCGUUCCGCAAGUCCGAGCGGCAGCCAGUCUGCGCCCGUCCUGCCGCGCAUCUUCCGUGAGAACACCAGCGUGGAGGUGGACCGAAAGCUGGUAUUUGUGGGCACGGGCCGCGUCCAGAACCCGCAGCUGAUACGCGAGAUGAGCAUAAUCGACCCAACCAGCAACGAGUUUACUUCGAAGCACAGCAUGGAGUGGAAGUUCCUGUUUCUCGAUCACCGCGCGCCCCCAAUCAUUGGCUACAUGCCGUUCGAGGUGCUGGGCACCUCCGGAUACGAUUACUAUCACGUCGACGACUUGGACAACAUUGUGGCGUGCCACGAAGAGUUGCGACAAACGGGCGAGGGAAAAUCCUGCUAUUACCGCUUCCUUACCAAGGGCCAGCAAUGGAUAUGGCUGCAAACGGACUACUUUGUAAGCUAUCAUCAAUUCAACACGAAGCCGGACUACGUUGUGUGCACCCACAAUGUUGUCAGCUAUGCGGAGGUCAUCAAGCACACUCAGAAGGAGCGCCAGCAGGCGAGCAGCAAGGACUGCAAGGCCCAGACCUCGACGGCCAGCAGCAGCAAGCCGGCGACGGCCACGACAACGCUGAGAGACUUGGAGCUGGCCAAUGAGAAUCUGGAGAGUAAUCUGCUGGACAAUAGCCUAUCUAAAUUGACCAAUGAAACGGCUGCCACCUCACCCGCAGUGGAGUCGUCACCCAUGUGGUCAGCGACGGUGACGGUAGCGGCAGCGGCAGCAUCGGGCUCUUGCCAAGCAAAUCCUCUGAAAAUAGCCAGGCCCGCCUCGAGCUAUAGCAACAUUAGCUCUACGGGUAUCUCGCCAAAAGCCAAACGGAAAUGUUACUACUACAACAACAGAGGCAAUGACUCGGAUUCCACUUCAAUGUCUACGGAAUCAGGCACCAGCAGACAGUCGGGAGCCAGCAGGCACUCCGUGUUGACGCAUGCGAGUUCGCAAAGUCAACGACAGCGGUCACAGCUUCGUGAUCACAGUCAAAGUCAUAAUAAUAACCAUCACCAGCAGCAGCAGCAGCAGCAACAGCAGCAACAGCAGCAGGCGCAACAACAGCAGCAGCAACAACAUCUGCAACACCUCCAGCAACAGCAGCAGCAGAUCCAACAGCAGCUGCAACAGAACGUGGGGCCGCCCAAGCUGGUGCCCAUGCUGCCUAUCGGACCCGCACAGAUCAUGGCAGGCAACGCGUUUCCGCAGUCCCCCUAUCCUCUGGCCAGCCCCCAGCUCGUGGCGCCUACUUUUCUGGAACCGCAGCAGUUCCUGGCAGCCAUACCCAUGCAGCCAGUGAUAGGGCCGUUCCCGGUGCCGCCAGUCCCUGUCCUCUCGCCGCUGGCUGUGCCGAAUCAAGGGCAAGGGCAGCAGGAACUACUGCCCGGAAGUGUGGUGAUGACGCCGACGCAGAGUCAGCUGCAGGAUCAGCUGCAGCGCAAACACGACGAGCUGCAGAAGCUGAUAAUGCAGCAACAGGACGAGCUGCGGAUUGUGUCGGAGCAGCUGCUCCUAGCCCGCUAUACGUACUUCCAGCCCGUGGUGCAGAUGGGACUCUCACCGGGCAACAUGGCACCGGGCAACAUGACACCGGGCACCAUGACACCGGGCACCAUGACACCGGGAACUGCAAUGCCCAAUGCGGCGGGUGCCAGCGUUCAGCAGCGCGCAUUCAACUUCUCAAGCACGAAUGCAGUGCAGCCGCAUUUCAAUCAGUAUGGAUUCGCGCUGAACUCGGAGCAGAUGCAGAACCAGCAGGACCAACAGAUGAUGAUGCAGCAGCAGCAGAACCUUCACAGUCAGCAGCAGCAUAAUCUCCAUCAGCAGCAUCAGAAUCAGAAUCAAAUGCAGCAGCAGCAACAUCUUUUGGAGCAGCAGCAAUUGCAGCUGCAACAGCAGCAGCAGAACGAAAUGUUGUCGCGCGAGGACAUAGAGGACAUUGAUGCCUUUCUCAAUCUGUCGCCGCUGCAAUCUCUCGAGCCUCCAGCUGCACUAAACUCUAGCCACAACAACAACCAUCCCAGCUUUAACAAUGGCAACGGCAACAGCAGUCAGAACAUCAUCGGCCACAACAACAACAACAGCAGCAGCAACAACAACAACAACAGCAGCUCGACUGCCCCACAGAAUCACAACGAAGACUCCUUGUUGUCGUAUAUGCAGAUGGCCACAAGCCCUUCGGUCAACUUCCACAUGGGCAUCAGUGACGAUUCCGAGACGCAGAGUGAAGACAAGAUGAGGAUGGGCAGCAGCAGUAGCCAUCUGCAGCUGCAGCAGCAACAUCUCCUGCAGCAACAGCAACAGCAACAGCAGCAGCAGCAGCAACAGCAGCAGCAGCAGCAACAGCAGCAGCAGCAGCAACAGCAGCAACAACAACAACACCAGCAGCAGCUACCAGAGUCGAGCAGCUUUUACCAUUCGAAUCCAUUCGUCGCCCACCUACAGAAUCAGAAUCAAUUGCCAAACGACCUGGAAAUAUUGCCCUUUCAAAUGUCGCAAGAGCAAUCACAGAAUCUAUUCGAUGCAUCAAACACAGCCCCUGGCGGAAGUCAAUAACACAUGUGGAACCCUAGUUCGUAAGCUCCUAUAAGAUUCCCCCCCCAUCCCCUAUACGAGUAUCUUGUGCAUCUGUGUAUUAACUAGCUGUCUCUCUAUCGAACUUUCUCGUGGAACUCCUUUUGGGACUAGUUGUAGAUCUCAACAGACUAGGUAUUGUUCUACUUAUAGAUGGAUUUGGACUACAUUGUGUGUGUGUGUGUGUGUGUUUGUAUGUAUGUAUGCACGAA